AUGAAUUUCUCCUCCUUUCUUCUCACCGGAUUUUCUGGUCUGGAGCAGCACUAUCCCUGGAUCUCCAUCCCCUUCUCCUGUAUCUACGCUGUGAUGCUUUUGGGUAACUGCCUGGUGCUGCAUGUGAUCCGGACGGAGCCCAGCCUGCACCAGCCCAUGUUCUACUUCCUGGCCAUGCUGGCCGUCACGGACCUGUGCAUGGGGCUGUCCACCGUGCACACGGUGCUGGGGGUCCUUUGGGGACUCAUGCAAGAGAUCAGCCUGGAUGCCUGCAUCGCUCAGUCCUACUUCAUCCACGGUUUGUCCUGCAUGGAGUCUUCUGUUCUUCUUACCAUGGCCUUUGACCGGUAUAUUGCAAUUUGCAAUCCACUGCGCUAUUCCUCCAUCCUGACUAAUUCCAGAAUUAUCAAAAUUGGACUCACCAUCCUAGGCAGGAGUUUCUUCUUUAUUAUACCCCCCAUCAUUCGUCUGAAGGGCUUCUAUUACUGCCGUCCCCACAUCCUCUCUCACUCAUUCUGCCUGCAUCAGGACCUUCUCCACCUGGCCUGCUCGGACAUCCGAUUCAACAGCUACUACGCCCUGAUGCUCGUUAUUUGCACAUCAUUGUUAGAUACUGUUCUUAUUUUCUUCUCCUAUGUCCUGAUUCUUAAGUCAGUGCUGGCAAUUGCCUCUCAGGAGGAGCGGCACAAGUCAUUUCAGACCUGUAUCUCCCACAUUUGUGCUAUCCUCGUGUUCUACGUUCCUAUUGUUAGCCUAACAAUGGUGCACCGAUUUGGCAAGCAUCUCUCCCCAGUGGUCCAUGUCCUUAUGGGCAAUAUCUACAUCCUUUUCCCACCUUUGAUGAACCCCAUCAUCUACAGUGUCAAGACCCAACAGAUUCGUAGCGGAAUGCUCAGACUCUUUUCUCUUGAAAACGAGACACUCAGGUUUUCAAGAAACAAAAAACCACAACCAAACUAA
Molecule: messenger RNA, 960 nt
Organism: Sus scrofa (pig)
Lineage: Eukaryota; Metazoa; Chordata; Mammalia; Artiodactyla; Suidae
Gene: OR51V1
Product: olfactory receptor family 51 subfamily V member 1
Biological process (GO): G protein-coupled receptor signaling pathway
Cellular component (GO): plasma membrane
Molecular function (GO): olfactory receptor activity; G protein-coupled receptor activity
Source: RefSeq, a predicted model, not a curated record